AUGUAUCUAUCUAAAUUGUUCAUUGUUUAUCUAUCUAAAUUGUUCAUUGUUUAUCUAUCUAUCUAUCUAUCUAUGUUCUACCUAUCUUCAUCCCACUCACUUUUACUCACAACCUAUCCCUUUUCUACCCAUUUAUCUCGCUCCACAUUCCAACCAAUUUUUACUCUCGACCCAUUCAUUUUCCACCUCUCUGCAUUCCACUUUUUUUUUAUCCCAUAUUCACCCUCUUUUCCCACCUAUUCAUUUCUCUGCAUUCCACCCUCUUUUUACUCCCUACCUAUUCAUUUUCCACCUCUCUGCAUUCCACCCUCUUUUUACUCCCUACCUAUUCAUUUUCCACCUCUCUGCAUUCCACUUUCUUUUUACUCCCUACCUAUUCAUUUUCCACCUCUCUGCAUUCCACUUUCUUUUUACUCCCUACCUAUUCAUUUUCCACCUCUCUGCAUUCCACUUUCUUUUUACUCCCUACCUAUUCAUUUUCCACCUCUCUGCAUUCCACUUUCUUUUUACUCCCUACCUAUUCAUUUUCCACCUCUCUGCAUUCCCUCUCCUAUUCAUUUUCCACCUCUCCCUCUUUUUUACUCCCUACCUAUUCAUUUUUCCACCUCUCUGCAUUCCACUUUUCUUUUUUAUUCAUUUUUUCCACCUCUUUUCUGCUCCCACCUAUUCUUUUACUCCUACCUAUUCAUUUUCCACCUCUCUGCAUUCCACAUUUUUUUUUUUACUCCCACCUAUUCAUUUUUUUCCUUUUUACUCCCUCUAUUCAUUCCUGCAUUUCAUUUUUUUACUUACCCAUUUUAUCUAUUCACUCCUACCUAUUCAUUUCCACCUCUCUGCAUUCCACCCUCAUUUACACCUCUGCAUUCCCCUACCUAUUCAUUUUCCACCUCUGCAUUCCACUCCCUACCUAUUCAUUUUUUCUGCAUUCCCUUUUUACCUAUUCAUUUUCCACCUCUCUGCAUUCUUUUUUACUCCCUACCUAUUCAUUUUUUGCAUUCCACUUUCUUUUUUUACCCCUACCUAUUCAUUUUCCACCUCUCUGCAUUCCCUACCUAUUCAUUUUUACUCCCUACCUAUUAUUCAUUUUCCACCUCUCUGCAUUCCACUUUCUUUUUACUCCCUACCUAUUCAUUUUCCACCUCUCUGCAUUCCACUUUCUUUUUACUCCCUACCUAUUCAUUUUCCACCUCUCUGCAUUCCACCCUCUUUUUACUCCCUACCUAUUCAUUUUCCACCUCUCUGCAUUCCACUUUCUUUUUACUCCCUACCUAUUCAUUUUCACCUCUCUUUUCUCCCUACCUAUUCACCUAUUCAUUUCCUCUCUGCAUUCCACCUACCUUUUCUUUUCCUUUCUUUUACUCCCCACCUAUUCUCCCUACCUAUUCAUUUUCCACCUCUCUGCAUUCCACUUUUCUUUUUACUCCCUACCUAUUCAUUUUCCACCUCUCUGCUCUGCAUUCCACCUUUCUUUUUACUCCCUACCUAUUCAUUUUCCACCUCUCUGCAUUCCACUUUCCUCCCUACCUAUUCUUUUUUCCACCUUUUUCUCUGCAUUCAUUUUUCCACCUCUCUUUCUCUUUUUUAUUCAUUUCCCUGCAUAUUCAUUUUCCACCUCUCUGCAUUCCACUUUCUUUUUACUCCCUACCUAUUCAUUUUACCUAUUCAUUUUCCACCCUCUCUGCAUUUCCCACUUGCUUCACCCUCUUUUCCACCCAUUUCUUUUUACUCCCCCCAUUCAUUUCCACCUCUCUGCAUUCUUUUACUCCACCUAUUCAUUUUCCACCUCUCUGCAUUCCACUUUCUUUUUACUCCCUACCUAUUCAUUUUCCACCUCUCUGCAUUCCACUUUCUUUUUACUCCCUACCUAUUCAUUUUCCACCUCUCUGCAUUUUUCCACCCAUUUUCUCUGCAUUCCUUUCUUUUUACUCCCUACCUAUUCAUUUUCCACCUCUCUGCAUUCCACUUUCUUUUACUCCUAUUCAUUUUCCACCUCUCUCCAUUCCAAUUUCUUUUUACUCCCUACCUAUUCAUUUUCCACCUCUCUGCAUUCCACUUUCUUUUUACUCCCCUAUUCAUUUUCCACCUCUCUGCAUUUCCUUUCUUUUUUACUCCCUUCAUUUCCACCUCUGGGCAUUCCACCCUUUUUACUCCCUACCUAUUCAUUUUUUCCACCUCUCUGCAUUCCUUUUUACUCCUACCUAUUCAUUUCCACCUCUCUGCAUUCCACUUUCUUUUUUACUCCCUACCUAUUCAUUUUCCACCAUUCCACCCUCUGCAUUCCACCCCUCAUUUUACAUUCCCCUACCUAUUCAUUUUCCCCUCUCUGCAUUCCACCUCUCUUUCCACUCCCUACCUAUUCAUUUCCCACCUCUGCAUUCCACCUCCCCUACCUAUUCAUUUUCCACCUCUUUUUCUUUUUACUCCCUACCUAUUCAUUUUCCACCUCUCUGCAUUCCACUUUUUUUUUCCCUACCUAUUCAUUUUCCACCUCUCUGCAUUCCAAUUUCCUUUUUUCCCUACCUAUUCAUUUUUUCCACUCCCUACCCUAUUCAUUUUUUCCCUACCUAUUCCUCUGCAUUCCACCUCCCUACCUAUUCAAUUAUUUUCCACCUCUCUGCAUUCCUUUUCUUUUUUACUCCCUACCUAUUCAUUUCCACCUCUUCAUUUUUUCUUUUUUACUCCCACCUAUUCAUUUUCCACCUCUCUAUUCAUUUUCCACCUUUCAUUUUACUCCCUACCUAUUCAUUUUCCCCUCUCUGCAUUCUGCUUUUUCCUAUUCAUUUUCCACCUCUCUGCAUUUUACUCCCUACCUAUUCAUUUCCCUCUGCACCUUUUACUCCCUACCUAUUCAUUUUCUUCUGCAUUCCCUCUUUUUUUUACCUAUUCAUUUUCCACCUCUCUGCAUUUCACUUUCUUUUUACUCCCUACCCAUUCAUUUUCCACCUCUUCCACUUUCUUUUUACUCCCUACCUAUUCAUUUUCCACCCUGCAUUCCACUUUCUUUUUUUUAUUCAUUUACCUCCAUUCAUUUUCCCACCCUCUUUCAUUCCACCUUUCUUUUUACUCCCUACCUAUUCAUUUUUCCACCUACCUCUGCAUUCCACUUUCUUUUUACUCCCUACCUAUUCAUUUUUCCACCCUGCAUUCCCUUUUUUUUCUUUUACCUAUUCAUUUUUCUCUGCAUUUUUUUUUUACCUAUUCAUUUUUCUGCAUUCCCUACCUAUUCCUACCUAUUUUUCCACCUCUCUGCAUUCCACUUUUUUUUUUACUCCCUACCUAUUCAUUUUCCACCUCUCUGCAUUCCACUUUCUUUUACUCCCUACCUAUUUUUACCUCUCAUUCCACUUUCUUUUACUCCCUACCUAUUCAUUUUCCACCUCUCUGCAUUCCACUUUCUUUUUCCUACCUAUUUUUCCACCUCUCUGCAUUCCACUUUCUUUUUACUCCCCUAUUCAUUUUCCACCUCUCUGCAUUCCACUUUCUUUUUACUCCCUACCUAUUCAUUUUCCACCUCUCUGCAUUCCACUCCCUACCUAUUCAUUUCUGCAUUUCCCUUUCUUUUUACUUUUUUACUCCCCUUUUUAUUCAUUUUCCACCUCUCUGCAUUUCACUUUCUUUUUACUCCCUACCUAUUCAUUUUCCACCUCUCUGCAUUCCACCCUCUUUUUACUCCCUACCUAUUCAUUUUCCACCUCUCUGCAUUUCACUUUCUUUUUACUCCCUACCUAUUCAUUUUCCACCUCUCAUUUCUUUUUACUCCCCACCUAUUCAUUUCCCCUCUCUCUGCAUUUCUUUUUACUACCCCUAUUCAUUUUUCCCCUCUAUUCAUUUUCCACCUCUCUGCAUUCCACUUUCUUUUUUACCCCUACCUAUUCAUUUUCCCUCUCUCUGCAUUCCAUUCCUCCCUACCUAUUCAUUUUCCACCUCUCUGCAUUUCACUUUCUUUUUUUUUACCUAUUCAUUUUCCACCUCUCUGCAUUCCUCCCACCUAUUCCCUUUAUUUUUUUCCCUACCUAUUCAUUUUUCCACCUCUCUGCAUUCCACUUUCUUUUUACUCCCUACCUAUUCAUUUUCCACCUCUUUUCCACUUUCUUUUAUUCCCUACCUAUUCAUUUUCUGCAUUUCCACUUUCUUUUUACUCCCUACCUAUUCAUUUUCCACCCUCUGCUCCAUUCCACCUUUCAUUUUUACCUCUCCCUUUUUAUUCUAUUCAUUUUCCACCUCUCAUUUUGCAUUCCAUUUCACUUUUUACUCCCUACCUAUUCAUUUUUCUCCACCUCUACCUAUCAUUUUCCACCUCUGCAUUCCACUUUUCUUUUUACUCCCUACCUAUUCAUUUUUCCACCUCUCUGCAUUCCACCUCUCUGCAUUUCUUUCUUUUUACUCCCCUAUUCAUUUUCCACCUCUCGUCACUUCUUUUUUUUCCCCUACCUAUUCAUUUUACUGCAUUCCCUCUUUUUAACUAUUCAUUUCCACCUCUCUGCAUUUCACUUUCUUUUACUCCCUACCUAUUCUCCACCUCUCUGCAUUCCACUUUCUUUUUUCCUCCCACCUAUUCAUUUUCCACCUCCCAUUCCACUUUCUUUUUACUCCUACCUAUUCAUUUUUACCUUUGCCACUCUCUUUUUUCCUCCAUUCAUUCCCACUCCAUUUCUUUUUACUCCCUACCUAUUCAUUUCCACCUCUCCAUUCCUUUCUUUUACUCCCUAUUCAUUUUCUUCCACCUCUGCAUUACCGAUUCUUUUCUCACCGUUAUCUUCUUCCCCUCUCUGCAUUCCACUCCCUCUAUUCAUUUUUCAAUCUUUUCCCUCACUCCUUUUUUUAUUCCCCUACCGGGAUGGGCUUUCUCCAGCCUGUUCUCUUCCUAAGACAUUCCUCCUACUGUUUACUCCUUACCAAUUCAUUUUCUACCAUCCUCUUUUUACACCCUACCGGGAUGGGCUUUCUCCAGCCUGUUCUCGUCUAAUGAUUCCAUUCCUCCUUCUUUUUUUUACUCCCUACCAAUUCAUUUGCAUUCCUUUCUUUUUAAUCCCUACCAUCCUCUUUUUUACACCCUACCUGCAUUCCUCCUUCUUGGGCUAUUCACACUCUACAUUCCUCCUUCUUUUUUACUCCCUACCAAUUCAUUUGCUACCACCAUCCUCUUUUACAUUCCUCCUUCUUUUUAAUCCCUACCAAGGAUGGUCUUUCUUCAGCCUGUUCUCUUCCGAAGACAUUCCUCCUUACCAAUUUUUUACUCCCUACCAAUUCAUUUUAAAAGACAUUCCUCCUUCUACCAUCCUCUUUUUACACCCUACCGGGAUGGGCUUUCUACACUCUGUUCUCUUCCGAAGACAUUCCUCCUUCUUUUUACUCCCUACCAAUUCAUUUGCUACCAUCCUCUUUUUACACCCUACCGGGAUGGGCUUUCUACACUCUGUUCUCUUCCGAAGACAUUCCUCCUUCUUUUUACUCCCUACCAAUUCCUACCAAUUCUCUUUUUACCGGGAUGGGCUUUCCUCUCUGUUCUCUUUAUUUCCUCCACCUCCCUACCAAUUCAUUUUACAUCCUCUUUUUACACCCUACCGGGAUGGGCUUUCUUCAGCCUGUUCUCUUUCGAAGACCAAUUCAUUUCCUCCUACCGGGAUUCUCUGUUUUUACAUUCCCCUUUUUACCAAUUCACCAUCCUCUUUUUGCUACCCUGUUCUCCAUCCAUUUGCUACCAUCUCUUUUACACCCCUACCGGGAUGGGCUUUCUACACUCUGUUCUCUUCCGAAGACAUUCCUCCUUCUUUUUACUCCCUAUUGAUUCUUUUGCAACCUAAUUCUUCAGAACACACUCUCUUUUUCUUCUUACUAAUUCUUUGUUCAUUUUUCUCUACAUCACAUAUUCCCUUCUUCUUCUUCUUCUUCUUUAUUAUUUCUUUUUUCUCUCGUUUUAAAUAUUCGUGA
Molecule: messenger RNA, 5931 nt
Organism: Acanthosepion pharaonis
Lineage: Eukaryota; Metazoa; Mollusca; Cephalopoda; Sepiida; Sepiidae
Source: the annotation of a GenBank genome assembly